AUGAGAUACACACUUUAAGCGUAUCCAAAGUGGUCUAUGGUUAGAUACCUGGUCUGUAAAAGGUUUCGAAAUAAAGUUUUUUGGAAUCAGUCGACUAGAAAGACCUGUUAAAACAUAGUAAUGGAAUGUUUGGCAGCUUCAAUAAAGGUGUGUUCUAUACAUGAGAAGUGCAGGCCUCAACAUGUCCGCUUACUUAUAUCCCUAAUCCUUCAGCAUACACUGUUGCAGAGAUGCUUAUAACAUGGUGAGGUUCAGGAUGAAUUCUCAGACGAUGAGUCUGAUCAGUGUGUUAGCCAGAGUCUGGCGAAAACGUGGCUGCAGGAGACAAAGCCUGGACUGAGCGGGAUGACUUUUUGGUUGCAGGAAUGGAAAUAUUCUUCUACCAGAGGAAAACUAUGUCAAAUUCAACGAGUGGUUGAUGCCCAUCCUGAAGCAGCUGCUGCAGGAGCAGAAGACGCAGGGCGUAAACUGGACCCCAUCCAAGAUGAUCCAUCGCCUAGGAAAGGAGAUAGACAACCCUGAGUCUGUGUGCUACUGGGCCUACAAGAAUAAGAUCCCGGUCUUCAGUCCAGCCCUGACAGACGGGGCCAUUGGAGAUGCUCUAUUCCUGUUCGGAAGAGACACCCCUGGCCUGAUCGUAGACAUUAGUGAAGAUGUGGUGCGCAUGAAUAACCUCGUCCUGGCAGCCAACAGCACUGGCAUCAUCACCCUGGGAGGGGGUGUGGCUAAACAUCACAUCUGCAAUGCCAACUCCUGGAGAGACGGAGCAGACUAUGCUGUGUACGUGAACACAGCUCAAGAAUUUGACGGUUGCGACUCUGGUGCCAGACCAGAUGAGGCGGUGUCCUGGGGCAAGAUCAACAAGAAAGCUGAACCUGUAAAGGUGUUUGGAGAUGCAUCCUUGAUCUUCCCUCUGCUGGUGGCGACGACUUUUGCAGCACAAGCGAAUCAAACGACUUCAAAGUAGACAAUGGCAUUAGCUCAGCUUCAGUGGGUGUGGUGUAUAUCAAAUGUGG
Molecule: messenger RNA, 1016 nt
Organism: Synchiropus splendidus (mandarinfish)
Lineage: Eukaryota; Metazoa; Chordata; Actinopteri; Syngnathiformes; Callionymidae
Product: deoxyhypusine synthase-like
Exons: 6
Coding region: 419-967 (182 amino acids)
Biological process (GO): peptidyl-hypusine biosynthetic process
Cellular component (GO): cytoplasm
Molecular function (GO): deoxyhypusine synthase activity
Source: RefSeq, a predicted model, not a curated record